UGAAAAAUCUAGAAGCUGAUUACAAUAGAGCGUACGCUCCACGGUUCAAAGGUCAACGGUCAAAACCACACCCUUUCCUUUCGAGGCUUCCCUUCCUUAUCCCUAAAUAAAAAAUCUAAAACCCCAACUAACUCUCAUCUCCAAUCUCAUUUCCAUAAACAGACACUGGUAGUCUAGCAACCAGAAAAGAAAAUUCGUUUCAUCGCAGUCGAUAUGGACGGUUUCGAUCGCCUCCCGGAUUCUCUCAUCCUUCUCAUCUUCAACUCCGUCUCCGAUGUCAAGACUCUUAUCCGCUGCCGCUCCGUUUCCAAACGCUUCUACUCGCUCGUUCCCGAAACCGAGUCGCUCCUUCUCAGAGUCGACCGCGUCAUUUCGCCUGAGUCCGACACCGAAUCCCUACUCUUCUCCUUCCUCAAGUCUCUUCUCAAGUCCAUUCAGGACCUUUUCAAGUCCGAUCACAAACCCACCGCAACGCUCACCCUUACCCAUAAUUCUCCCGCUCAAAUCCUCUCUCAGUUCCACCGGAUUCGAGACCUACAAAUCCAGCUACCCGCCGGUGACUUAAAAUUAGAUAAAGGCGUCGUUAUAAAAUGGAGAGCCGAAUUUGGGAAUACGUUGAAGAGUUGCGUGAUUCUCGGUUUUCGCACCGCUGCGAGGGAUUCGGAGGAUGGUAAUGCUGACGUGGAUUUUGAUUUCGCCGGAGGUUUGAAGGCCAGAGUGGUGUGGACGAUCAGUGCGUUGAUCGCAGCAUCAGCAAGACACUACUUGCUAAAAGAAGUUGUGAAAGAACACGAGGAAAUGGAGAGAUUGGAAUUGAAGGAUAAGGAAACGGAAGGGAUAGUGGUGAUGGAUAAGGAGGGUUUACGGGAGUGUAGGAUGGAGAAGGCGGCUAGUGAUAGAGAGUGGGAGGCGAGUAGGACGGUGGUACCGAGCGCGAGGAUGAGGAUGAGACACGAGCCGAGGGUACAGCUCAAUGAUGGGAGUCGGGUAGAAGGUGCGACUCUGGUGGUCGUUUGGCCUUGUGUAGGGAAGGAAGUUGGUGGGGUCCAGAGUGGGGAAGCUUGGGCAGCUGACGUGGAAGAUGCUAAGCUGGCGACGGGUGCUUUCGGAGGUGAAGGGGUAUAUGAGGAACUGGCAGCGCUCCUUGUGAAGAGUAAGGCUUAUUUGCUGGAAAUGAACUCUUUCUGAUACGAAGAGGGGUUUCUGUUAUUGCUUGUUUUUGUCUAGUUUGAGUUAUGUAUAUAUGUUUUCUUUUUUCUUUUUUUUUUUCCCAGCUAAGUUAAUGACCAAUAAAAAGUUGGGCAAUGGAUACAACUUAAAAAAAAAAAAACAAAACAAAAGCUUUUGCUAAGCUUUCCUAUUUGAAAGAUAGACCCACAAAGCUUAUUAAAUUCCCUGCCGGUGGUUCGGGAGUACAAUUAGCUUUCAGGGGACAAGACAGUAAAAAGAGCAUUUAACGCCAUGAACAUGGAAACCUGCAACUCCAAGAGAUGAACGCCACUCCGAUUAUGAUAUCUUGAGCAAUAGCAUUCAUUGUCAAAGUAAGACAUUCAUUAUGUACGACCAUAUGGUAGGCAAAUCAAUUUUCGAUUGGAAAAUGUAGCUUUCAAAAUUAAAACAAUUAUUGAAAACUAAAACUUUCCAUUUUCCUUCA
This is a messenger RNA of Hevea brasiliensis (rubber tree), 1654 nucleotides long. Its product is annotated as F-box protein AUF2. The coding region runs from base 214 to 1188 and encodes 324 amino acids. NCBI's taxonomy places the organism in Eukaryota, Viridiplantae, Streptophyta, Magnoliopsida, Malpighiales, Euphorbiaceae. The transcript has a single exon. The record is from RefSeq and is a predicted model, not a curated record. Gene Ontology annotation, molecular function: protein binding.